UUGAAAGAGACACAAAUUGUAUCUAUACGUAGCUCAAUCUCUCACUCAUUUGGAAAUCUCAUGCAAAAUAUAAUGGAAAUGCAAACCAUUGACUAAAGAUCAAUAGCAUAAGAUGAACGGGAAACAAUCUUUACGCUUCAAUAUCGCAAUGGCUACUCCCACCUUAUGUUUUCUACUCCUCGUCCUCUUUGUUUCGGGUGCAGGAGCUCAGCAGAUCAAAUACUCGAAUAUAUCUUUGGGUUCUUCCCUGUCUCCUGCCACCUACUCAUCAUGGCCUUCACCCUCUGGAAUCUACGCCUUUGGGUUUUAUCAGCUGGGCCAAGGCUACGAGGUCGGGGUUUUCCUUUCAGGAAUCCAGCAGAGAACCAUCGUCUGGACUGCACAUAGAGAUGAUCCGCCAGUUCCAGAGAACACCACUCUUCUCCUCACGACAGAUGGGAGGCUUGUCCUGAACUCAGCGGAUGGCGGAGAAACCAGCAUCGCCGACCCUAUUGAAUCGGCCUUCUCGGCUUCCGUGACCGAUUCAGGCAACUUCUUACUCCGCAAUCCGAGUGGGGACAUCAUAUGGGAAAGCUUCAACAACCCGACCGAUACCCUCUUGCCAGGUCAGCGCCUCUCAGCAGGGCAAGAGCUCUUCUCUAGUAUCUCGGCAACAAAUCCUUCCACUGGAAUAUUUCGUCUCAAGAUGCAACACGACGGGAAUCUAAUCCAAUACCCAGUUCAAACUCCAGACACAGCUCCCUACUCUUAUUUCACCUCCUGGACCGAUGGAAGAGGAGAUAAUGUGUCCCUCAACUUUGAUCAGGAUGGACAUCUGUAUUUGUUGAACACCACGGGAUUCAACAUAAGGAACAUAACAACAGGAGGUUAUCCAUUGGAAGAUAGCCUUUAUCGGUUUACCAUCGGCUCCGAUGGACUGCUGAGACUGUACUCAUAUGACUUGAAGCAGAACAACAGCUGGUCAGUCCGGUGGUCUUCCACAAACGAUAAAUGUGAUCCAAAGGGUCUCUGUGGAUUCAACGGAUUCUGUGAUCUGGACAAUCAAGAAGCUGAAUGUAGAUGUCUCCCGGGAUUUGACUUGGUUCAGAGAGGCAAUUGGACUGCAGGCUGUGGGAGGAAUUUCACUGCAGAUGAUUGCAAAAGUGAACAAGAUGGGAUCAUUACAGGAAAUUAUGUCAUGGAGUCAGUGGAUAGUAUGCAAUGGGAAGACGAUCCGUACUCUGUCCUGGAAUUGGCGAAUAAAGAAGCAUGUGAAAAGGCCUGUUUAGAGGAUUGCAACUGUGAGGCCGCCCUGUUCACGGCCGGGAAAUGCAGUAAGCAGAGGCUUCCUCUCAGAUACGGAAGAAUUGCAUCCAAUGGUCCCACAUCAGCUCUCAUCAAGGUGGGUGCACCUUCAACUGAUGAGAAUGGUCCGACUCCAAGAGAGAAAACAAAGGAGGUCCGAAUGGAUAUACUGAUAGUCAGUAUGUUGUUAGCUUGUUUCGGAAUUAUACUGCUGGCUCUUUCAGGAAUUAUUAUACACAGAAAUCGUUUGUGGGAGUACAGAAGAAUUCGUUCUAAAGUUGAAAAUUGUGGGUUCGGGGAACUUAUGGCUCCUCGAUGCUUUACUCUGGCGGAACUCAAGACAGUGACUGACAAUUUUAAGGAAGAACUUGGAAGAGGAGCAUUUGGGACCGUCUACAAAGGGAUGAUAUGGGGUAGCGACAAGGUUGUAGCUGUCAAGAGACUAGAUAAGUACUUGGCGGAAGGGGAAAAGGAGUUUCGGACAGAAGUGGAGGUUAUAGGAAGGACCCAUCACAGGAACCUCGUGCGUUUGCUUGGAUACUGCGUAGACGGGCCCCACAGGCUGCUGGUCUACGAGUACAUGAGCAAUGGAUCACUUGCAGGCGUACUUUUCUCACGAGAAAAGCAGCCUCCUCCAUGGAAUGAGAGGAUGGGGAUUGCUCAGGACAUAGCUAGAGGAAUCCACUACCUUCACGAAGAGUGCGAAUCUCAGAUCAUCCACUGCGACAUAAAGCCACAGAACAUAUUGAUGGACAAGGGUGCGAAAAUCUCAGAUUUCGGGCUUGCGAAGCUGAUGGGCCCUGACCAAACAAAGACAUUUACAGGAAUCAGAGGAACGAGAGGAUAUGUUGCACCAGAGUGGCACCAGAAGCAGCCAAUCACAGCAAAAGCUGAUGUUUACAGCUUUGGGGUCAUGCUUUUAGAGAUCAUUUGCUGUCGGAAGAAUGUGGACUGGAAUCUACCGGAGAAAGAAGCUAUUCUGGAAGAAUGGGCUCGUGACUGCUUUGAGAACGGCGAGGUUCAAAAAUUGGUGGGCGAUGAAGUUGUUGAUAAGAGAGAGUUGGAAUCGGCUGUUAAGAUUGGACUCUGGUGCAUUGUCGACGAUCCCACACUUCGUCCAUCAGUGAAGAAAGUGCUGCUGAUGUUGGAAGGCUCAUUGGACGUCCCAAUCCCCCUCCCACUCCAGCCUUUUCUGUGAGUAACAACUGCUCUGCAUCAGCAUGCAUGCCUGAAAUGGAUAGGCAUAAACAUAUUUUAGAUUACGAAAAAUAAAGUGAACUCCUGUAUGAUCUACCAAUAGCAUAAAUGUCGUGUUUGCUAUCAAAUGUAAUCUCCUUUUUUUUUUUUUUUUUUUUUUGGAGGGGGGGGUUGGGGGGUGGUGGUGUCGUGGGUGUGAACUGUUCUAUGUAUCUACUAGCUAUCCAUGCAUCAUAGCUAACAAAUAUAUUAAGCUGUGAUAUUAAGAAAAAUAUAUGAAAAAACACGGCAACCCAUACUAGAGAUAAUAUUCAGUACAGUUGGAUCAGUAUCAAAUUAUUGGCCACUUUGUAG
Messenger RNA from Punica granatum (pomegranate), 2835 nucleotides. NCBI's taxonomy places the organism in Eukaryota, Viridiplantae, Streptophyta, Magnoliopsida, Myrtales, Lythraceae. The record is from RefSeq and is a predicted model, not a curated record.